AUGAAUGAAGUGCACUUGCUGCGUGCAAAUUCAGCUUAUUCAGGCAUAACCCUGACACAAUUUGUCGGUUCUCACAACUUGAACUUCGUUGGGGGUCGCUUUAAAUGGAAGACUCAAAAAAUCUUGAAAAACUGCAAGCCCACAUUGAAUGGUGUAUUAUCCAAAAAAUUUCCUAUCAUAAUACUCAAUAUUUCAGCUGCCUUUAAGAGUUCGCUGCUGCUGCUGACGCUUCUGCUAGCCAUCCAUCUGGAGGCCUUCAAGAUAGUGUACAAGAAGCCGCUCUACGGGAUGGGUAAUCUCAUCAAGGACAAACGGGUGAAGACGAAGCUUGUCAAGCUGGAAACCAGCACCAUGAGCAGCACCACCACCGCCGCAGAGGAUUGGCCCACGGCUGUUGAGUUUGUGAUCAUAACGACGCCCCCAAGCGACUUGGAUGCCACCUCGGAAUCCGUUGCCACCACAGAAUCGCCAGUUGGUGAGGCGCCCCACUUGGGAACGUCGGAAGGAUCCACCAGCUCUGGAGAACCAUCGAGCACAACACCGUCGAGCAGCAGCCUGCUGAGCGCUAUUCCCGCGCCACCGACACCUGGAGUGGCCGUCCAGGAUAAUCAGCCAGUUCCCUGCACCUGCGGCGUCUUCCUCUCCUCCCAAAUACCCAAUGGCUUGCCCACGAAGCCGCUAAUCCACCAGGAAUUGGACCAAAUGUUCCCCUGCAAUGCGAUCGGUCGCAAGCAGUGUCAAACCAAAUGCCUGGAGACGAUCGUGCAACACCUGCCAAAUUCGGCAAAUAUAGUGUGCUCCGCGUUGGGUCACGAUUGCCACAAGGAACGGGCGUAUUUGUUCAUCAAGAACUGCAACAACCAAUGGGUUAAUACGAAUCUGCAGGCUGGCAGGGAGUACUGUUGUCGCUCUGGCCUUCCCUACCGCUGCCCGUUGAUGGGUUAACAUGCUGCAAAUGAA
Molecule: messenger RNA, 960 nt
Organism: Drosophila erecta
Lineage: Eukaryota; Metazoa; Arthropoda; Insecta; Diptera; Drosophilidae
Gene: Fcp3C
Product: follicle cell protein 3C-1
Exons: 3
Coding region: 1-945 (314 amino acids)
Source: RefSeq, a predicted model, not a curated record